CUGGGCUACUGAGCUGAGAGCUUGUCUGAGGCUGGAGCUCUACUGUCUGAAUCCAGGGGCAGAAAUAACUGAGGGCUCUUUUAUGGCAUCCACCUGGAGGCUGCCUGCAGGCUUGGGUUGCUAAGUGCAUUGCUUAAUUUAGAAGCGCCUUUUAUCCUGGCUGUCUUGACCACUCAAAGUUGUGGUCACUGUUUUCAACAAGGACCGGGAAAGAAAGGGUGGAAUUAAUUAAACCUAGAGGAAGAGACUUUGAAGGGCGGAGCUAAGGUCAAAGAACGAACCCUUUAAAUAAAGGGCCCACACUGGCUGCCAGGGAGUGCGCAGGACCGGCAAGAGGGAAGCUGGGCUGCUCCGCCUUUCACGCCUUCCACCUCCUGCGUGUCCAUCUGUGAGAAGGAGCCAGAGCCCAAGGGAGAUGAUGGAGCCUGAGGAGUACAGAGAGAGAGGGAGAGAGAUGGUGGAUUACAUCUGCCAGUACCUGAGCACUGUGCGGGAGAGGCGUGUGACGCCAGACGUGCAGCCCGGCUACCUGCGAGCCCAGCUGCCUGAGAGUGCUCCUGAGGACCCCGACAGCUGGGACAACAUCUUUGGGGACAUUGAACGAAUCAUCAUGCCUGGGGCAUCCAGCCCUGCGUGUACAGAGCUAGAGAUGAACGUCAUGGACUGGCUGGCAAAAAUGCUGGGACUUCCAGAGCACUUCUUGCACUACCACCCCAGCAGCCAGGGCGGAGGCGUCCUGCAGAGCACGGUCAGUGAAUCCACUUUGAUUGCCCUGCUGGCAGCAAGGAAGAACAAAAUCCUGGAAAUGAAAAUGUCUGAGCCCGAUGCUGAUGAGUCCUGCUUGAAUGCCCGACUCGUGGCCUAUGCCUCUGACCAGGCUCACUCCUCCGUGGAGAAGGCUGGUUUGAUAUCCCUUGUGAAGAUGAAAUUUCUGCCUGUGGAUGACAAUUUCUCACUCCGAGGGGAAGCUCUUCAGAAGGCCAUCGAGGAAGACAAGCAGCGGGGCUUGGUGCCUGUCUUUGUCUGUGCAACACUAGGGACCACUGGGGUCUGUGCGUUUGACUGUCUGUCAGAGCUGGGCCCCAUCUGUGCCUGUGAGGGGCUGUGGCUCCACAUCGAUGCUGCUUAUGCAGGCACCGCCUUCCUGUGCCCCGAGUUCCGGGGGUUUCUGAAGGGGAUUGAGUAUGCCGACUCCUUCACCUUUAAUCCUUCCAAGUGGAUGAUGGUGCAUUUUGACUGUACUGGGUUCUGGGUCAAGGACAAGUACAAGCUUCAGCAGACCUUCAGUGUGAAUCCCAUCUACCUCAGGCAUGCCAACUCAGGCGUGGCCACCGACUUCAUGCACUGGCAGAUCCCCCUGAGCCGACGGUUUCGGUCUAUUAAGCUCUGGUUCGUCAUUCGGUCCUUCGGGGUGAAGAAUCUUCAAGCACAUGUCAGACAUGGUACUGAAAUGGCUAAAUAUUUUGAAUCUCUGGUCAGAAAUGACCCUUCCUUUGAAAUUCCUGCCAAGAGGCACCUUGGCCUGGUGGUUUUUCGUCUAAAGGGUCCUAAUUGUCUCACAGAAAAUGUGUUAAAGGAAAUAGCUAAAGCUGGCCAUCUCUUCCUCAUCCCAGCCACUAUCCAGGACAAGUUAAUCAUCCGUUUCACUGUGACAUCCCAGUUUACCACUAGGGAUGACAUCCUGAGAGACUGGAAUCUCAUUCGAGAUGCUGCCACUCUCAUCCUGAGUCAGCACUGUACUUCCCAACCCAGCCCUCGGGUUGGGAACCUCAUCCCCCAAAUCAGGGGCGCCAGAGCCUGGGCUGGUGGAACGUCCCUUCAGUCUGUCAGUGGGGCAGGAGAUGAUCCAGUCCAGGCCAGGAAGAUCAUCAAGCAGCCUCAGUGUGUGGGAGCCGGUCCCAUGAGAAGGGAAAACGGCCGCCAUGAUGAAAGCCUGCCGGACCCAGUUGAUGAUUGCUUUUCAGAAGAGGCCCCGGAUGCCACCAAGCACAAGCUGUCCUCCUUCCUGUUCAGUUACUUGUCUGUGCAGACUAAGAAGAAGACAGUGCGCUCCCUCAGCUGCAACAGCGUGCCAGUGAGUGCUCAAAAGCCACUGCCUACAGAGGCCUCUGUGAAGAAUGGGGGCUCCUCCAGGGUCAGAAUCUUUUCCAGGUUUCCAGAAGAGAUGAUGAUGCUGAAGAAAAGUGCCUUCAAAAAACUCAUCAAGUUCUACAGCGUCCCCAGCUUUCCUGAAUGCAGCUCUCAGUGUGGGCUCCAGCUGCCCUGCUGCCCUCUGCAGGCCAUGGUUUAGACCCAGGGUCUUCAGCCAGAGUCUGAGGAUAUUCUUCAGGGACUCUGUGAACCCCUCACAGUUGUAUGCCAACUUUGUGUGCUUAUGUGUACAUGCAUUUUUCUUGGGGGCGAGUUCAUAAUUUUAAUCACAUUCUCAUAGGGGUUCAUGCCCCACGAUGGGAUACAAACGAAGAGUUGAAGCCAGGAUGAUCCAGAUGGGCUCAGCAGGCUGGUCAGAGAGAAAGGGCUGAGGGUAGACAGGCAGCUUCUGUGGCUCAGCUUGUGACAUGAAAUAUAACCUAGAAAUAAAUUAUGUUUGUCCCUGAAACAAAA
Piliocolobus tephrosceles (Ugandan red Colobus) is the source of this 2604-nucleotide messenger RNA. RefSeq names its product histidine decarboxylase (gene HDC). The coding region runs from base 416 to 2290 and encodes 624 amino acids. The transcript has 11 exons. Gene Ontology annotation, biological process: L-histidine catabolic process; histamine biosynthetic process. The record is from RefSeq and is a predicted model, not a curated record. Gene Ontology annotation, molecular function: pyridoxal phosphate binding; histidine decarboxylase activity. NCBI's taxonomy places the organism in Eukaryota, Metazoa, Chordata, Mammalia, Primates, Cercopithecidae. Gene Ontology annotation, cellular component: cytoplasm.